Molecule: messenger RNA, 174 nt
Organism: Ceraceosorus guamensis
Lineage: Eukaryota; Fungi; Basidiomycota; Exobasidiomycetes; Ceraceosorales; Ceraceosoraceae
Exons: 1
Biological process (GO): regulation of transcription by RNA polymerase II
Cellular component (GO): nucleus
Molecular function (GO): DNA-binding transcription factor activity, RNA polymerase II-specific; RNA polymerase II cis-regulatory region sequence-specific DNA binding
Source: RefSeq, a predicted model, not a curated record
AAGAUCUACACUUGCAAAGUGCCUGGCUGUGGAAAAUGCUUUAAGCGCAGCGAGCACUUGAAGCGGCAUGUGCGCAGUAUCCAUACGGACGAAAAGCCGUACAUGUGCCCCUUUCCCAAUUGUUUCAAACGCUUCUCUCGCCAUGACAAUCUCAAUCAGCAUGCGCGAGUUCAU